GGGGCCCUGGAGGAGCCCAUUGCACAGAGAUUCUUCAAACAGGUCAUUGAAGCCCUGCAGUUCUGCCACUCCAAGGGAAUUGUGCACCGGGACAUCAAAGAUGAGAACAUCCUUGUUGACACCCGCACCGGAGACAUCAAAAUCAUUGACUUUGGAUCUGGUGCUCUACUGAAGGACUCCAUUUACACUGACUUUGAAGGGACCAGAGUCUACAGCCCUCCAGAGUGGAUCCUCCACCAGCGUUACAGCGCUCAUCCGCUCACCGUGUGGUCGCUGGGUGUACUUCUGUUUGACAUGGUGUGUGGAGACAUUCCCUUUGAGCAGGAUGCUGACAUUGUACACGGCGCUCCAAGUUUCACUAAACGCAUCUCCAAAG
Sinocyclocheilus rhinocerous is the source of this 376-nucleotide messenger RNA. Its product is annotated as serine/threonine-protein kinase pim-2-like. Gene Ontology annotation, cellular component: cytoplasm. The record is from RefSeq and is a predicted model, not a curated record. Lineage: Eukaryota; Metazoa; Chordata; Actinopteri; Cypriniformes; Cyprinidae. The transcript is spliced from 3 exons. The annotation marks the transcript as partial. Gene Ontology annotation, biological process: protein autophosphorylation. Gene Ontology annotation, molecular function: ATP binding; protein serine/threonine kinase activity.